Molecule: messenger RNA, 4284 nt
Organism: Culex pipiens pallens (northern house mosquito)
Lineage: Eukaryota; Metazoa; Arthropoda; Insecta; Diptera; Culicidae
Exons: 2
Coding region: 1-4284 (1427 amino acids)
Biological process (GO): DNA integration
Molecular function (GO): nucleic acid binding
Source: RefSeq, a predicted model, not a curated record
AUGCCCCCGAAAGUGACGCCGAAGAAGGACGGGCCGCAGCAGCAGCCGGAUCUCACGGCGAUUCUGGCGCAGCUCACCGCCUACUUGGAGAACCAGUCCAGAACCCAGGAGGCUCUCCUCGAGCAGCUCUCCAAGCCGAAGGACAACGAGUUCCUGAUGGAAACACUUUCAAACACCAUCCCGGAAUUUGUUUACGACCCCCAAGGCGGACUGGUCUUCGACAAGUGGUACUCCCGGCACGAGGAGGCCUUCAACAAGGGCGGGGAGAAGCUGGAGGAAGCGGACAAAGUGCGGCUGCUCGUGCGGAAGCUGUCCUCGGUGGAUCACGACCGCUACGUGAACUACAUCCUACCGGAGAACCCACCGGACAGAUCGUUCCAGGACACGGUGGACACGCUGAAGGAGAUGUUCGGGCACCAAACGUCCGUGUUCUUCCGGCGCUACCAGUGUCUGCAGACGACCAAGCGGAAUGCGGAGGAUUUCGUCACGUACGCCAGUACCGUCAACCGAGCGUGCGAGGAUUUCAACAUCCGGACGAUCACCUCCGACCAGUUCAAGUGCCUGGUUUUUGUCGCUGGUCUGCAGUCGGAGCGGUACAAGGACAUCCGGACCCGGUUGCUGGCGAAGAUGGAAGGCGAGACGGCGGAGCACCCGAUGACUCUCAAGAAGCUGUUAUUGGAGUGCCAGCAUUUGGACAACCUCAAACACGACACUGCUGUUAUUGAGGGUCCGAAGCCGGCCGUCAAAGCGGUCCAGCAGGAUCGCAGCGGCUUUCGCGAGUCGGGCAAACCGGAACGGAAGUUCGACAACAGGAAUCCGGCCAAGGCAACCCCACGACGUCCGUGCUGGCAGUGCGGGCAGAUGCACUUUGUUGCAGACUGCUCGUACACGAAACACACCUGCAAGACGUGCGGCAAAGUGGGACACAAGGAAGGAUACUGUGCUUGCUGCUCCAAACCCUCCGGUUCCGGAGAAGGUGCAUCACACACAGCACCCGGAGGCGGCAAGAAGAAGCACAAAAAGAAGCGGGCCGACGGCGGGGGACACUCAAACGGAGUGUACGCUGUCAACAAGGAAGGUGUCGUCGGACGGCGCAAGUUCGUGGAAGUUCUGAUCAACAACGAACCGAUCGAACUCCAGCUCGACUGCGGAUCGGACUACACCAUCAUCUCGACGGAUUCACUUCCCCUGCUCGGCAACCCAGAAACCAUUCCGACGGAACUGCGGGUGGCCACAGCCUCAGGCAAACCCCUUCCGCUGGAAUUGGAGUUCGAGUGUGACGUCACCGACCUGAUGGAAGCUUUCGGGCUGUACGACAUUCCGAUCAACGACUUCUGCAAGCAACUCACAACUGCGGAGGACUCGUUGGCAUGUGGUGCCGCGCUGAAGGCGAAAUUUCCGGCGGUGUUCCAGGAAGGACUCGGACGGUGCACGAAAACGAAGAUCCAGCUGUUCCUGAUCGACGGGGCGAAGCCGGUCUUCAAGCCUAAGCGGCCAGUGCCGUUCCACUCGCAGCGGCUGGUUGAGAAGGAGCUCAACCGAUUGCAGAACAUGGGAGUGCUGGAACCGGUCGACUACUCGGACUGGGCGGCACCCAUCGUGGCAGUUCGGAAGGCGCAGCGCGACGCAGACGGAGAUCCGGUGGUCCGCAUUUGCGCGGAUUACUCGACCGGGUUGAACGCUGUGCUGGAGGCGAACAAGUACCCUCUCCCUACCCCCGACGACAUCUUCGCAAAGCUGGCUGGCAGCAAGUUCUUCAGCGUGAUUGACCUGUCGGACGCUUAUCUGCAGAUGGAGGUAGAGGAGGAGUCGCAGAAGCUGUUGACUAUGAACACACACAAGGGGCUGUUCAAGGUCAAGCGUCUGCCGCCGGGAGUGAAACCCGCUCCUGGAGCCUUCCAGAAGGUCGUUGACAACAUGCUCGCCGGCCAGGAAGGAGCGGCGUCGUUCCUCGACGACGUGCUGGUGUUCGGCCGAACGCGCGCUGAGCACGACCGGAACUUGGAGCAAACGCUGCAGCGGAUCCAAGAUUUCGGUUUCCGGCUCAAGAUCGAGAAGUGCAAGUUCUACAUGACGGAGGUGAAGUACCUGGGCCACAUCAUCAACCAAAACGGAAUCCGCACCGACCCGGGGAAAGUGUCUGCCAUCUCGCAGAUGCCACCACCGAAGAACCUCACCGAGCUGCGUUCGUUUUUGGGCGCGGUCAACUACUACGCGAAGUUCAUCAAGGAGAUGCACCAGCUGCGUAGGCCACUCGAUCUGCUGCUGAAGAAGGACGCAAAGUGGGCCUGGUCGGACGACUGCCAACGAUCGUUCGAGCGCUUCAAGGAGCUGCUCAAGUCUGACCUGAUGCUGACCCACUACAACCCGACGCUGGACAUUAUCGUGGCCGCUGACGCUUCGCAAACCGGAAUCGGCGCCACAAUCCGACAUCGUUUCCCUGACGGUUCGGAGAAGAUAAUCCAGCACGCCUCAAGAUCGUUGACACCGGCGGAGCAAGCGUACGGGCAGAUCGACAAGGAAGCUCUGGCGCUCGUCUACGCUGUCACGAAGUUUCACCGGAUGCUGCUGGGACGACGGUUCGUUCUGGAGACAGACCACCAGCCUCUGCUCCGCAUCUUCGGGUCACACAAGGGGAUUCCGACGCACACGUCCAACCGACUGCAACGACUGGGACUCGUUCUGCUGUGCUACAACUUUGGCAUCGACUACGUCUCCACGGCGAACUUCGGGUACGCGGAUGUACUCUCCAGACUCAUCGAUUCGGCGGCCAAGCCGGAGGAGGAGUACGUUAUCGCCGCUCUGUACCUCGAGGACGACAUGUCGGCGGUCUUGGAAGACUCCGUUGGCAACACACCUGUCACUUCCAAGAUGAUCGCCGCUGCUACCGCCCGGGACAAGGUGCUCAAGAAAGUGGUCCAGUACUUGGAAGGUGAGUGGCCGGCCAGCGCAAGCGAAAUCGACAACCUGGACGUGAAGGCGUUCUACCACCGGAAGGAGAGCCUGGCGCUGACUCAGGGCUGCAUUCUUUUCGGCCAGCGAGUGGUGGUGCCGGAGACCUACCGAAAGCGGAUCCUGCAACGCCUGCACCACGGUCACCCGGGCAUGGUCCGGAUGAAGAGUCUGGCUCGGAGUUUCGUCUACUGGCCGCACAUCGACAAGCAGGUGGAGGACACGGUGAAGCAGUGCGCGGACUGUGCUGCAGCUGCCAAAUCUCCCCCACACUCUCCACCAGAAGCUUGGCCAACACCAGCGGGACCAUGGCAACGCAUUCACAUUGAUUACGCGGGCCCGAUCGAUGGUCUCUACUUUCUCAUCAUCGUGGACGCUUUCUCGCGAUGGCCUGAGAUCUACCCGACGACGACCACGACCGCUAGGGCCACGAUCCAGUUUCUUCGAAGCACGUUCGCACGCCUUGGCCUGCCGAUGGUACUCGUGUCGGACAACGCUGCUCAGUUCACUUGCGACGAGUUUGAGUCCUACUGCAAAGCGAACGGAAUCACCCACAUCCUCACCGCGCCCUACCACCCGCAAUCGAACGGGCAAGCGGAACGCUUUGUGGACACCGUCAAGCGAGGAAUGAAGAAAAUCAACAAGGGAGAGCCACUGCAGGAGACACUCGACGUGUUUCUGGCAACGUACAGGUCGACGCCGAGCGGAACAACCGAGCAGAAGUCACCAAGUGAACUGCUGUUUGGACGUCAAAUGCGCACCACACUCGACCUACUGCGACCACCACCAACACCGGUUGCUGAGAUGAAGACGACUGCUGAGAACGACCAGAGACGAGAAUUUGCACCUGGCGACUUGGUGUAUGCGAAGGUGCACAAGCGGAACGACUGGUACUGGGAGGCAGGAAAGGUCAUCGAAAGGCUCGGCUCGGUGAACUACAACGUGUGGUUGGACGGCCAACGUUCGGGGCUGAUCCGGUCGCAUAUCAACCAGCUUCGUCCACGGCACGAGUCAGCGGAUUCGCCGGCGCGCGGUCGCGCUGUUAACCUUCCGCUGGACAUUCUCCUGGGCGAGUUUGGGUUCGCUCAACCAACAACCGAGGACGUCACGCAAGCAGCUGUGGUGGAACCGGAAGGCGCGAACCAACCAGAACUCACCGAGCAACCUGGCAACAACGAUGGACCGGAACCAGCUGUGAUCCAACGGCCGAUCCGGCGGGCUUCGACGGGAAGUAUUCCGCCGAGUUGCGUUCCCGUGCCGACGACGACGAUCACCAAGAGUGGACGCGAGGUUCGGCUGCCGCCGAGGUUCGAUCACUACGUGAUGUCUUAA